Molecule: messenger RNA, 1792 nt
Organism: Drosophila novamexicana
Lineage: Eukaryota; Metazoa; Arthropoda; Insecta; Diptera; Drosophilidae
Gene: mid
Product: T-box protein H15
Exons: 4
Biological process (GO): heart development; cell fate specification; regulation of transcription by RNA polymerase II
Cellular component (GO): nucleus
Molecular function (GO): RNA polymerase II cis-regulatory region sequence-specific DNA binding; DNA-binding transcription factor activity, RNA polymerase II-specific
Source: RefSeq, a predicted model, not a curated record
UGAGAUACACUCAAACACUCUCAAAAGCUAAUUGCUCUGCCAAAUAAAAAUGCUUGUCGGCUCGCAUCCGUAUCUAUGCAAUGGCGUUCUGCCGCCCGUUGUUGCCACAAACAACAACAACAACAACAACAAUGGAGCCACGGCAACGGCAACAACAACAACAACAGCCACAGCGGGCAGCAAAAGUGCCGCCGGCUCCGCAACGGAUUUCUCAAUAGCCGCUAUUAUGGCACGCGAGGAAACCUCCAGUCGCGAAUCCUCGGUGCGCAGUGCAAGUCCCAUUUCUGUUGAGGAUGAGGUCGAUGUGGAUGUUGUUGACUGCAGCGAUGCUGAGGAGCCGCCAGCCAAGGCGCGACGCCUUAACCACCAUCAUCAUCAUCAUCAUCAUCAUCAGCAUCACCAACAUCAUCAGCAGCAGCAGCAGCACAGUCACAACAACAACAGCGUGUCACACAAGAGUCGCAAUGGCGCCGUCGCCGCCGCCGAAUCCCAGCUAAACACAAGCUCCACAAGCAGCCAAGGACGCUGCUCAACGCCGCCACAAUCGCCGGGCACGGAGGACAGCGAGGAGCGUUUGACGCCCGAACCGGUGCAAAAGGCACCCAAAAUUGUCGGCUCGUGCAAUUGCGAUGAUCUGAAGCCGGUGCAAUGCCAUUUGGAGACCAAAGAGCUCUGGGAUCGCUUUCACGAGCUGGGCACCGAAAUGAUCAUCACCAAAACGGGCAGACGCAUGUUCCCCACGGUGCGCGUCUCAUUCUCUGGGCCAUUGCGUCAGAUCCAACCUGCCGAUCGUUAUGCGGUGCUGCUGGAUAUAAUACCGAUGGACUCGAAGCGCUAUCGUUAUGCAUAUCAUCGGUCCGCUUGGCUGGUGGCUGGCAAGGCAGAUCCAGCUCCGCCCGCCCGCCUCUAUUCCCAUCCGGAUAGCCCAUUCAGCUGCGAGGCGCUGCGCAAACAAGUUAUCUCCUUCGAGAAGGUCAAGCUGACUAAUAACGAAAUGGAUAAGAACGGACAGAUUGUGCUCAACUCGAUGCAUCGCUAUCAGCCGCGCAUUCACCUGGUGCGCUUGUCGCACGGCCAGAGCAUACCCAGCAAUCCGAAGGAGCUGCAGGAUCUCGACCACAAGACCUAUGUGUUCCCGGAGACGGUAUUUACGGCGGUCACUGCGUAUCAGAAUCAGCUGAUAACCAAAUUGAAAAUCGAUUCGAAUCCGUUCGCCAAGGGCUUUCGCGACUCGUCCCGCCUGACGGACUUCGAUCGGGAUCCAAUGGAGGCGCUGCUGCUGGAGCAGCAGCUACGCUCACCGUUGCGCCUCUUUCCCGAUCCGUUGAUGCAACAGUUUGCGGCACAGCAGGGCGCCGCCGAUCCCGCCUCGAUGGCGCUCUUCGAGAAGGCGCGCCAGCAUCUGCAAAUGUUCGGCGGCAACUCCCCCUACGCGCAGCUGAUGAUGCCCCAGAUGUAUCAGGCGGCAGCGGCGGCGCCGCCACCACCCGGCCUGGGCGCCUUUCACAUGUUCCAGCAGCAAUGGCCGCAGCUGACCGCCGGCUUUUUGGCCAGCGCCAAUCAGCAGGCAGCCGCUGCCCAGGCCGCCGCCCAAGCGCAGGCGCAGGCGCAGGCCGCGGCCGCUGCAGCAAUGGCCGCCAAUCGCACACCCCCGCCGCCGCCGACAGCGUCAACACCCUCGUCCACGUCGUCGGGAUCACCGUCGCCCGAUAUGCGACCGCGUCAAUAUCAGCGCUUCAGCCCGUACCAGCUGACCGCGCAGCAGGCAGCGCAGCCGCCGCCGCCAUCGACG